UACUGUGGAAUCUUUUACUCUGAAGAUAUUAAUAUUAUUGUUUUUGCUCGUUUUCUAAAUCACUCCCGAAAGUUUUAUGUGUUGUUUUGUUAGUCCUAUUGUCAAUGUUGCGAUUUCAGUACACAAUAUUAUGAAUUACUAAUCGUUUCGCUUUGAAAUGCCAACUGAACUGAUCUAACCUGAACCGGUCAUAUUUUUAUCAACAUUUACAAUAACCAUGGGUGUAACAGUAUUACAACAGUAUCCAGUGCCAGAGAAUAAGACGGGGACGUUUGUAAUAGAGCUCCUGACAAGGCGCCUGCUGGCUUUGGGAGCUACGCAACAAGGGCAGUUCCUAGUGGACUGUGAAAGCUACCUGUCUCAUCCGCAAAUGGGUACAACAAAAACUGUCCACAUUCUCCAUAACUCAGAACAGCCAGCUUCUGUCUUCUCCAUCCUAGAGAGUGGCACGAAGAACAUCCAUGUUAUUGCCGAUGGUCUGUUCGAUCUACUGAUGAUGAAGCUCUCUCAACACUAUACUUCGAAAAAGCAGACUAAGAUUGAGAGCAAAGGACCGAGGUUUGAGUUGGGAGAUUUCUGUGUAAAACUUGGAUCUGUUAUGAUGAAUCAGAAUUUUAAGGGGAUCCUUAUUGAGGUUGAAUACAGGCCCUGUGUCAUGGCGAACGCCGUCUGGGGCCUCUUACGGGAAUUCCUCCAGGGCCUGCUCGGCCCUUCUGUGCCCGUGACCCCGCCGCAGCACCUCCUAAGCCGCAUGCACGAGAUAUACACACCCAUUGACACUAUUCACCAGUACCUUGAGCACUUUAGCCAGUAUAGAAAACACACAGGGCUCCGGAAUGCUUAGUUGUAUAAUAGGUUUUUUUAAUACUGGUUUUUACUUCUUGCUAUUUUAAGCAAGUCAAAAACAAUAAUAUACAUACUGCUUACAACUGCACUGGAUUUCACUGCAUUGGGUUAACACUUGUAACAACUUGGUGGUAACUAGUGGGAAUAACCCAAGGCAGAGUGGCAGAUAGUGAUCUCUUUCAGACAAGACAAGACCUACCUUUACUAAAUUUCCACACUAGGAACUAUGAGGAUUUUUUUAUUUGAAGUGACUAUAA
Cydia fagiglandana is the source of this 1103-nucleotide messenger RNA. RefSeq names its product mediator of RNA polymerase II transcription subunit 20 (gene MED20). Lineage: Eukaryota; Metazoa; Arthropoda; Insecta; Lepidoptera; Tortricidae. Gene Ontology annotation, cellular component: mediator complex. Gene Ontology annotation, molecular function: transcription coactivator activity. The record is from RefSeq and is a predicted model, not a curated record. Bases 218 to 844 code for a protein of 208 amino acids. The transcript is spliced from 4 exons. Gene Ontology annotation, biological process: regulation of transcription by RNA polymerase II.